CUCUUUGUUUGAGUACUCUGAUGUAGAAUGUAGAGUAUGUUGGCGCGGCGGAAAUCUCUUCCCGCAAUACCCGCACGCAGGGGUCUUGGGGCUGUGGGGCGAUGCGCGAUAUUUUCCACAUUCUAGACGCUCUCGAACUUUCUGAGCGGCCACUCGUUAUCAUUGACGCACCGAAGGGCAUUAGAUUGAGGCAGCUCAUAUAAAUGAAGGUUGAGUGGACAGGGUGAGGUUGUUGAACUAUGCAUGACCACCCUAGCAGACAGCCGCUACGCUUGCUGAGUGGUAUUCAGUACAGCAUGGACUCUGCAGGUAUGUCUUCGAUGGCACACUGUAUUUAUCAAAGCUCGGAUGACGACAGUCGUCCCUCAAGCACAGUCUCCGACACAAACUCACGAAUAUCUUCACCAGAGACACCGUCGCAUCAAAAAUCUGCAGACCCUGUAUUGCUACACUACAACAAAUUAACAGGCCUCGACAGCUCACCCACCUCCAGACCAUGCACACACUCGACGGACCGCCCGAAUCCGAGAGUAAGCCGCCCGAUCACAGGCUCUUCUUCGCAUAACCCAUCAGCCGCAACGGCGCGAGAACUCAAGAGAAGCUUCCGAGCAUUGUCCUGUCACCAUCAGAAACUGCAGCAAAAACACGCGGAGUUGAUGAAGAGGUGCCAAGAGAAAGACCAUCAGAUAGCAUGUCUCAAUGCGCAGAUCGGUGUGCUGGAAAGCGAAUUGUAUCUGACGCGGCUCGCAUACAGCGAUGAUGCCUUUGAUCCGCUCCAGACCUCGUUGAAUCAGUAUGAUAUCCGGCCAACAGGGGAUGCGGCUGGCAGAGAACAGUCUUCCUGCGACGUUGCCAUGACUACGCCCUAAUCAUGAUGGGCCUUGGGACUUUGAAUGCCUCGGCUGCUGUCGGGUUUGCCAUUUGCUGGACCGAGAGCGCCGAGCCAAUCCCGAGCAUAUUCCGAGUUGUAUCGUCCAAGAUGCAUCUACGUGGAUUAAGGUGAAAGUUCGGACUUGCAACUGAGCUCUUAACCUGAAACAGGGUUCGGGCUAGUCUGUAGCGCUAGCGACAGAUUGCCUGAGUGGGGCUAUCUUUUCCUGCCCUCAAG
Messenger RNA from Aspergillus saccharolyticus JOP 1030-1, 1108 nucleotides. RefSeq lists its product as uncharacterized. The record is from RefSeq and is a predicted model, not a curated record. The transcript has 2 exons. Bases 240 to 869 code for a protein of 209 amino acids. Lineage: Eukaryota; Fungi; Ascomycota; Eurotiomycetes; Eurotiales; Aspergillaceae.